AUAGAAAAAGAGCUUUUUUGAAUUCGUUCCUGGAGGCUGAAGCUUUUCGGAGUCCCUGGUUCUCUUCUCGGUUCACCGUGAGUCUCUGGGUAGAAAGAGGGCCUGCCUCAGUCUUUUAGGCCGGGAAAGGUAAUCUACGCCGCGCACGAACUCCUCUGCCCGCAAGCCAGACGGCGUCAGCCGCGGGAUCCGAAGAGGAAGCCAAGCACAGGGCCGUGUGGCCGGCCUGUGGCCGGCUGUCCAGGCCAGUAGGAAGUGACCGUCCAGCCCAGGUUCCCUGGGCCCAACGCUUUGACCCAGUUAGUAUCGGGGCUGGUUUCCUGUCCUGGCCCGGGAUGCUGGCAUGGACCCUUGGUUACCUGCUGUACCAUGCUAUCUUGCAAUAUAUGUGGUGAAACAGUAACCUCAGAACCAGACAUGAAGACUCACCUCCUAAUUGUUCACAUGGAAAAUGAAGUUACAUGUCCAUUUUGCAAGUUGUCAGGUGUGAAUUAUGAUGAAAUGUGUUUUCAUAUUGAAACUGCUCAUUUUGAGCAAAAUGAACUAGAAAAAAACUUUGAGAGGAUUAAUACAGUACAGUGUGGAACUUCCAAUAGCAGGAAGGACAGCACCCUACAGUGUAGAAUGGAAGUUAAUUCAAGUAUUCAUUCAGCUUGUGCAUCUAAUCAUCCGAAAAUUUCAGCUCAAGGCCCGCCUAACAAUGGUAUUUUAAAACAUAAAGGCUUUCAUUCAGAGAACUUAACUGAAUCUAGAAAAUUCCUGAAAAGUAAGGAAAAACAGUCUGACCGAACCAAAAUUAAAGGAUCAAUUUAUGAAGCAAUGUAUAGUCCUCCUGAAUGUCCAUUCUGUGGAAAAAUAGAAGAUUGUAGUCAAGAUAUGGAAACUCAUGUGAAAACAGAGCAUGCCGAUCUUUUAGACACUCCGUUAGAAGAUUGUAAUCAACCACUCUAUGACUGCCCUAUGUGUGGGCUCAUCUGUACAAAUUACCAUAUUCUCCAAGAACAUGUUGACUUGCAUUUGGAAGAAAGCAACUUUGGACAAGGUAUGGAUAGAGUCCAGUGUUCUAGAGAUCUGGAAUUGGCUCAACAGCUUCAACAAGAAGAAGACAGAAAGAGGAGAUCUGAAGAAUCAAGACAAGAAAUGGAAGAAUUUCAGAACCUGCAGAGACAAUAUGGUUUAAAUAAUUCUGGAGGGUACAAGCAACAGCAGCUACGAAAUAUGGAGAUAGAAGUAAAUAGGGGAAGAAUGCAUCCAUCUGAAUUUCAUAGAAGAAAAGCUGAUAUGAUGGAAUCACUAGCUAUUGGUAUUGAUGAUGGAAAAACAAAAACUUCUGGAAUUAUGGAAGCACUUUAUAGGUAUUAUCAGAAUGCUGCCACAGAUGUGAGGCGUGUGUGGCUUUCUACAGUAGUGGAUCACUUUCAGUCAUCUUUUGGUGACAAAGGUUGGGGUUGUGGUUACAGAAAUUUCCAAAUGCUGCUUUCAUCAUUAUUGCAAAAUGAUGCUUAUGAUGAUUGCUUGAAAGGUAUGUCGGUUCCUUGCAUUCCAAAAAUUCAGUCUAUGAUUGAAGAUGCAUGGAAGGAAGGUUUUGAUCCCCAGGGUGCCUCUCAACUUAAUAACAGGUUACAGGGAACAAAGGCCUGGAUUGGAGCAUGUGAAGUAUAUACACUUCUGACCUCCCUAAGGAUAAAGUGUCGUAUUAUUGACUUUCACAAGUCAACUGGCCCUUUGGGUACACACCCUCGCUUAUUUGAAUGGAUAUUGAGCUACUAUUCUUCAGAGAGAGAAGGGAGUCCGAAAGUACUGUUUACAUCUAAACCUCCUAUCUAUCUUCAACAUCAAGGUCAUAGUCAAACAGUUGUUGGAAUUGAAGAGAGAAAAAACCGAACAUUAUGUUUACUAGUAUUUGAUCCUGGAUGUCCUUCUCGAGAAAUGCAGAAACUCUUAAAACAAGACAUGGAAGCUAGCAGUGUCAAGCAACUUCGGAAAUUUGUGGGGAAUUUAAAACAUAAGCAGUACCAGAUAGUGGCAGUAGAGGGUGUUCUUUCUUCAGAGGAGAAAAUUGCCAGGAGACAAGCUUCUCAAGUCUUUACAGCCGAGAAGAUCCCUUGAAGAAGUAAGCAUUUCAGUGAUUGUGAAAUUUUACUUUAUUUUCCAAAUUCAGAUAUUAAACUUUUAAUACAACAUAUGAAUUCUCUAAAUACUCCAUUUAAUUUCUAAAAUUCUAAAUUAUACCUUUAGUACUCCAUUGUUUAGUAGUUAUUCCAAUAAAAUAUCUGUUUGCAUUGUGGGUUUUAUAUUUCUUAUCCAUGUUUCAGAAACUGGUUUUGUAUUAUAGUCAUAUGACUAUUUAUUGGGUUCUUACUUGUGUUAGGUAUUCGCAGUAUUUUGUGUGUAUUAAUUAAUCUCCAAAAUAGUUCUGUGAGACAGGUACUGUUAUUAGCUUGUGAGGAAGCUGAAACUCUGAGAGAUUAGUAAUUUGCACAAGAAAGUGGUCAUCAUCCAGAGUGUGAACCCAGACUGCUCACCUCCAGGCUCUUACCAUUAUAGCAUUCUGCUUUCUUCUGUAUUAUAUAUGUAAUGAAAUUCCCUCCUCACUACUUAGAAAUAACCUUAAUAUUUAAUAGGCAUAGCUCUAAAAAGAGGGAUUUGCUUUUGUUAAAUAUUUACACUCGUACUUAUACAACGGUGAUGUAGAGUGUUGUGUUUAAUGUGUCCUGUAGGAAAGAAACUUUCAGAUUCUGUUGGAUUUGCCAUGUAAGGUUGCAAGCUAGAAUCCUACUCUGGCCAAUUUAAGCAGAAGAGAAUUCAUUCAAAUUAUCAGAAGCUCACAGAAUCCAUAGGUAACUAGGGAACUCUGCUAGAACAAAGGCAACAGUAGGGGCUGGAAUAUGGCAUAAUUUACAGCAGGGUCAAUCAGGUUAGGAGCAGAGGUAGAAUGUCUGCUCAAAUUUCAGAUUCCAGAGAGGGCACAUCUGAUUAGCAUGUGACUGUAUGCCAUGGGACAGAGGCAAUUUCUCAAAAGGAAAUCCGGGCAGAUGAAGAAAUGGAUAUUAAAUAACAAAAAAGAAAAGCAAUAAGUGUCUACUGCCCCAUGAAAAAAUGAACAAGAACUUAUUUGAAUGAAGUUCUAUAAAUAUUAUUUAUGGCAUCAAAUACAGAAAGUUGCACUCCAAGAAUGAAUAAUAUGUAUAGCUGAUUCACUUUGUUAUACAGCAGAAACUAACACACCAUUGUAAAGCAAUUAUACUCCAAUAAAGAUGUUUAAAAAAAAAUAGUGUGUAUUAACAGCAAGAACUGACAAAACCAUAACCUUCAUAGUCUUAAAAAAUAAUAUUGCCAGCUGGAAAAUUCUGGAAGCUAUCAUUUCUAAUAUUCUGUCAUCCAGACUGGUAAACAGGUUUCUACUCUAUAUUCCCAUGCAGUUACGCUCCUUCAUGCCAUCAUUAUCUCUUACCUAGACAAUGUAAUAACCUCCUAAAUGGGCUCCCUGUCUUGAUCCUCUGUCAGUCCAUCUUCCACACGGAAGGCAAACCGUUCUAAAAUACACAUGCGAUUUUGUGACUUCCAGUUGAGUCCUCUUCAUUGCUCAUUGUUAAAAUCCAAACAUCCCACACAAUCUGGGCCCUGCAUACCUCUCCAGUUUCAUCUCUCCCCACUCUCAAAGUUUCACUCCUUUCAGCCUAAAGACCUUUGCCAAAAUACAGCUGGUGCUGCCUAGGGCCUUUACCCCCUUAGUUCUCCUCUUAGAAGGGCUUCUGCUUAGAAAUGCUUCCUGAACUGCUCAAGUUUGGAUUAAGUGCACCUUCUAAGUGUUUGAUAAGCAACGUUUCUCAAAGUAUAGAUUGCUGAGCUGCAAACCGCCAGUCUGUGACAAGAUAAUUAUAGAAGUUACAAUUGCUGACAUACUUUUAUUCUAUUUUACACAGAUAAUAGCCAUGGAUUAGCAGUUGUUUUUUUUUUAAUUGGUUCUUCACCACAGAGUUUGACAGACACUGUCCUAUGGUGUAAUAUUUGUAUCACAAUACCUGCUAUUCGAAUUAUCUACCUUUAUAUGUUUCCCUCCUUGAAUGUAAGCGUGAAGAUUUCAGGAGCAAUGUCUAGUUUUUAACAGUAGCCCCACAGUGCCUGGCACAUCACAUAUAGAACUUAAAAAUACUAUUUUGGUUAAUGGAAAUAACUAAUUUUAGAAAAGCAGUGGUAGAAGAUAUCAGUUUGAAGUCUUCGGAUGUCCCAGCUAGCCGUCUCUGUGCAAAUUGUUUUCCCUGAAAUCAGAUAAAACCAGUUUCUAUAGGAUGAAAGAAGAGUUACAUUGAGACAUUUCUUUAAGAAGCAACAAGCAAAAGAGUUAAAAAAUUUGAAUGUUCCCACAGUCUUUGAGCAGGUGGUGGAGUUACGUACCCUCUCCCCACAGGGGGGGAAUAUAUAUAUAGAUGUAUAUACAUACACACAGUAUUUGCAUACAAUAUCACAGAUUGCUUAAGAACACACGCUCUAAUUUAGUUAUUUUCAAUAUUUUUGGUCUCAGUAUUCCUUGAUGCUCAAAAGAUAUUUACGUUCCCAAGGAGCUUUUGUGGGUUAUGUAUUUCCAUGUUUGCCAUAUUAGAAAUUCAACCUGAGACUUAAAAAAAAAGAGAAAAAAAUAUAGAGGCACAUAUGCCAUUAGCUGCAGCCAUCGAAACAGUAAUGUAAGAAAAUGUCAUUUAGCCUCUGAAAAAUCCAUUGAGUAUCUUUCUAAAAGUACAUAUUAAUAGUUCUACAUACAAAAUUCCGAAUUUUAUAUUUUCAAGGAAUGGUAUUUUGCACAUCAAUAGUUGCCUAUAUAUAUAUAUAUAUAUAUAUAUGUAGGCAACUAUAUGUAUAUGUGUAUGUGUGUGUAUAUAUAUAUAUAUAUAUAUAUAUCAGUCCCAAAUAAGGAGUAUGUGUGUAUCAGUCUCAUAAAACUGGGCUAAUUUUAUUUUUAUUAGUCAUAGUCAUCUUCCUCAUCUUCAUCUUCCUCAGUUUCUUCAUUUUCCUCUGUUGAAUUUAAAGCUGCUUCUUGUGCAGCCCUGAAAGCCUGCUCCUCUUCCACACUAGGGUCAUCCAUUUCUGUAAUUUCUGGUCCACUGAGGUACUCUUCAUAAACUGGUGGUGGAACUGGAGGUGUAUAGCUGUCUGGACUGUAUUUAUGACCCCAGCCUAUAUAGAAAUUUUCAAACUUUCUGUAAGUUAAAAAAAAAUGUAGAUCAUUGUAUAAUUUUUCAGUAAGAAAAAUUGAACCUUCUUUUCUGUAAGGAUAAGGUACUUAGAGUAUCAUAGUCCCAUAAUGUUAAAACAGUACAGUAUAUUUUAAAUGCAUUAGAGAUGAAAUAUCCCUAAAUGAUUCUUUUACCACAGGGAAUUACUAUGAUCCAAACUGCUUAAGCUGGUUAAGAAAACAUUGGGCCAGACCCUGUCAAAAUGUACCCUACACCUGGACCACAGCCUUUCAUCUUUUAAUUAUUUUCAGAAAAACAAAACAAAGCAAUGAAGUUAAAAAUUACAUACCUUCCUUAGAGUUAGAAAGAAUUAAGAAGUUGCCAGCCUUGAAAACUCUUGGCUGGGUGAGAAGUCGGACUUGUGGUUAACAACCUAUGUGUGUUUUUUCAGGUCCAUCCUUGAGCAAUUACAAAAGCUUUACAUAGUUAGGCCUCACGGGGGGGGGAAACUGCCCUCUCCACCCCAGACUUGGUGCAUAGCCAGUGCACUGCAAUCUCUAAGAGAGCGUUGUGGUCAAGGAUUCUGGCCCCUCUGGCCUGUCAUGCUCUUAACACAAUUGUGUUCCUGGCCCAGGUGCCUUCAUUCCCAGGCCUCUUCAUCUGAGGCCUUCAGCAGAGGUCUUCUUCAGGCCCCUUUGCCAAGGCUUCCUAAUGAGGGUUGGGUGAGAGAAGGGGAGACCUUAUAGACACUUCCCCUACUCUUGACUCAGUACCCAGUACUUUUCCCUAGUCCUCCCCACCUUUCUCUGGUCACAGGUCCUUAAAACUGCAGGAGCCUUAUGUGGGGACUUGCUUGUCAUUGAGAUGACCCCACAACUCUGCUGACCCAUCUGACCUUCCACCAGUGUGCCAUUCCAUGGGGGCAAAUGGAACGGGGUUGGGGUGGGGGGAAUCAGUCCUUCAACUUGGUUAUACCAUCACAGUAAGUGAUUAAAGGCUUAACAUUUUCAUUUCUGACUUGUUGCUUUAAUGGCUACUCUGACAUUUGAUCACUCAGCUCUCCAGCUCAGCCGAGCUUCUGACACUAGGUUAUUAAGUAAGAAAUGGAAGCAUAAGACGAACAUGUAAGCUCUGGGUGAGGAAUUAAAGGACGUUUACUGUCCUCUUAUCCUAACUCUUUUGAAAAUGAUAGCCUAAAUCAUACAUAUUUUAAAUUAUCUUUUAUCAAGAUAUCCAACAAAAAUGAUGAGAUUUAAACUAAAUACUGCUUAGAAUUACCUCCAUGAAAUGAAUAUCAAUUAAUCAAAUAAUCAUAGAAGAAAAAACAUAUUUUAGCCCCAUUAAUUGGAUAAUUCAGAUGAAAAGGCAGAAGUCUGAAUUACUCUAAUGUUCUAAAUUUGAUGCUUUGUUGUAUAAGAUGGAUGUUGUUUGAAUUAAUCUUAUGCCAUACACACUUGACAUUCCAGUGAUAACUUAUAAUUUCCAGAAGUUAAAUAAUCAAAAUAAUAGCCUUGUAAGUUGUCACAUACUUACUUGCCAUUGGAAAAGGCAUAUGCUCCAGUCCAAAGGUUGGAUCUAAGGACUGCAAUAGCAUAUUGAGGAAUGAGAUUUGAGGAUAACCGUGUUGUCCAAGGCGGUAUAUUCUGCAUCUCUGUAAACCAAAGAGAAAUUCAAAAUAGACUUAACUGCUAAACAGACAAGGAUAUACUGUGUAACAGAAAAGCUGUCUUUAUAAAUCUUAAAAUACACACUUGACAUAAAGUUAAAACGUUAGCAGCUUAACAUAAGAGCAGGAGGGUAUUAUAUGAACGUGUAAAAAUGAAAUUUGAAAAAAAUGUGUGUAUACAUUUAUAUAGAUAUAUAUAUACACACGUGUAUAUAUAUAUAUAUAUUUGUGUGUGUUUAUAUGUGUGUGUACAUUUGUAACGCAGAGAAAAUAAGUUUUACAAGAGGAGGCCUAUGUGGCGGAGGGAAAAAUACGUGAUGACCAAAUCAUUAUUACGAAACAGAGCUAGGGUUAUAAGCAUGAAUGCUCCAAAACUGAAUAGGAAGAAAAAAAGAAUAUGAAAGCAAUAGUAGAUCAGAAAAAAACCAAAAACAGUAUCUCAUAUUUUAGCUAUGUCAUGUGUUUAUGAUCUGUAGAAUGCAAAACAAGAAUGAUAAAAAAGAUAGCUAUCAGCAUUUCCACUAAGAGGUAGAGCCACCUUAUACUUCCUCUGCAGUGCACUCCUGCAACCUCUGUCCUAGGCAGUUCUCAGUGGGGCCAGCUCCAUUACAUUCUUUAUUCCUACCAUGUACUGUAGUGUGUGUGUGUGUGUGUGUGUGUGUGUGUGUGUGUGUGUGUGUACACAGGUUUCUCCCGCUAUCCAAAAGUAGAGCAUUCCUAUGAAACCUUUUUUAAGCUGAAAUGACAUAGAGUGAAGAAGCUGUUACCUUAGGACACAUCUUGCUAAUGUAUUGACGAGAUUAACUGAGAUAAAGCAUAGAAGCUCACAAGCACAGUUCAAAGCUAUGGCAACUUGAUGCUGAGAUGCUGAGUGUAGUUCCUGGAGAAGGAGCUUGGAAGUGCCCCUCUGACAGAUUGAAGUGUGUGCUGCUUCUAUAACUGCUCACUGCAAAACAAGUGCUGAACGCUAUUUUUGCCUUUUUUUUUCUUCUUCGUAAAAGAGAAAAUCCUCUGGAUUUCUAUCAGUGAAAAUAGGUACUAAUGUAGUUCUCUCAUAAAAGCAAAGUGGUGUAAGUCUAUCUUUUGAAAAGCAGGAAAUACCUGUGUAUAUAUACAUAUAUAGUAUCAAUAUAGAGAGAGUAUUUGGUAUAUAUAUAAAAAUAUAUAUUACAUUGUAUACAUACAUAGUACGGCAUACCUUGUUUUAUUGUGCU
Globicephala melas (long-finned pilot whale) is the source of this 8054-nucleotide messenger RNA. RefSeq names its product zinc finger containing ubiquitin peptidase 1 (gene ZUP1). The record is from RefSeq and is a predicted model, not a curated record. NCBI's taxonomy places the organism in Eukaryota, Metazoa, Chordata, Mammalia, Artiodactyla, Delphinidae.